UCCACCAAUCCAAACACUGUACUUCCUCUCAGGUGGGGCCACGACCUUUAUCUUCAUACUGCUGGGAGCAAGAGCUGUUAUCUCCUUGCUCAUACGAUCUGCAAUCCCCGGAAACAUGGUGGACCCGCCACUAAGCACCACAUUUCCAUAAAGAUCCUUACGGAUAUCCACGUCACACUUCAUGAUGGAGUUAUACGUCGUCUCGUGAAUUCCAGAAGCUUCCAUCCCGACCAGCGACGGCUGGAAGAGGACCUCCGGGCAGCGGAACCUCUCGGCACCUAUGGUGAUGACCUGCCCGUCGGGCAGCUCGUAGCUAUUCUUGGCAGUCUCGACUUCCUGUUCGAAGUCAAUGGCAACAUAUGCAAGUUUCUCCUUCACGUCACGAACGAUUUCCCGUUCGGCAGUUGUUGUGAACUUGUAGCCUCUUUCGGUCAAGAUCUUCAUAAGAUAAUCGGUGAGAUCACGGCCAGCAAGGUCCAGACGAAGGAUGGCGUGUGGGAGGGCGUAGCCCUCGUAAAUAGGGACAAAAGGGUAAGGGAUGCGCAAAAGAAAAAUGUAAUCCUCAAGAGUGUUUUUCAUAAUAAUCUAAUUUGUUCGCCCACUGGCAUAGAGGGAAAGGACAGCCUGGAUAGCAACAUACAUAGCUGGCACAUUGAAGGUCUCAAACAUGAUCUGAGUCAUUUUCUCUCUGUUGGCCUUUGGGUUGAGAGGAGCUUCUGUGAGCAGAACCGGGUGCUCCUCAGGAGCCACACGAAGUUCAUUGUAGAAAGUGUGAUGCCAGAUUUUCUCCAUGUCAUCCCAGUUGCUGACUAUACCAUGCUCAAUUGGAUAUUUCAGUGUCAAAAUACCUCUUUUGGAUUGAGCCUCGUCACCUACAUAAGCAUCCUUUUGCCCCAUCCCAACCAUCACGCCUGUAUGCCGUGGACGACCAACUAUACUUGGAAAAACUGCUCGUGGGGCAUCAUCACCAGCAAAUCCAGCCUG
This is a messenger RNA of Striga asiatica, 984 nucleotides long. NCBI's taxonomy places the organism in Eukaryota, Viridiplantae, Streptophyta, Magnoliopsida, Lamiales, Orobanchaceae. The record is from the annotation of a GenBank genome assembly.